Messenger RNA from Drosophila willistoni, 1255 nucleotides. Its product is annotated as inositol monophosphatase 2. The record is from RefSeq and is a predicted model, not a curated record. Bases 150 to 1022 code for a protein of 290 amino acids. The transcript is spliced from 2 exons. NCBI's taxonomy places the organism in Eukaryota, Metazoa, Arthropoda, Insecta, Diptera, Drosophilidae. Gene Ontology annotation, molecular function: inositol monophosphate 1-phosphatase activity. Gene Ontology annotation, biological process: inositol metabolic process; signal transduction; phosphatidylinositol phosphate biosynthetic process.
CUCCUCUCUGAUUAGUUAGCAUUCCACGUUGAAUGAGGGAAGAACAGGCAGGCAAUUAGAGAAAGAAAUACACAAAGUCCCCUCCAUUUCAAUCCAAUUUCUAAUUAAAAAUAAACGUACACAAAUAAAAGAAAAAAAACGUACAAAAUAUGACUGCAUCAACGCUUGAGAUUGACGAAUUGUAUAACUUUAUUUAUCCACUGGCUGUGGAGGCUGGCCAAAUACUGCUCGAGGGAUACGAAAAAGCUGGCAAAAAUGUUUCUAUAAAAGGUGCUUUCUACGAUGUAGUCACCGAUUAUGAUAAUAAGAUUGAGGACUUUCUUAUGGCUAAGAUAUUAGAGAAAUAUCCCCAGCACAAGUUUAUUGGCGAAGAGGAGACGGCUAAGAAUAAUAAUAUUUCAAAGGAGCUAACAGAUGCUCCAACUUGGAUCAUUGAUCCAAUAGAUGGCACAUCGAAUUUCAUUAAGCAAAUACCACACGUUUGUGUGUCCAUUGGUCUGGCCAUUAAUAAGGAAAUUGUUGUGGGCAUAGUUAACAAUCCCGUACAGAAGAAGCUCUAUACGGCCAAAUUAAAUCAAGGAGCCUUUUGCAAUGGCGAAGCCAUUCAUGUCAGCAAUUGCGAGCGGAUCGGUGAUGCAAAUGUGGCCUACGAAGUUUCACUGCUCCAUGUUCAUGCACAGGCGAAUAAACAUAUCAAAAGAAUUUAUCAUGUGGGUUUAAGAGCCAGACGUCUACUAGCCUACUCUUGUGUGGUGGAUGAACUUUGCCUAGUGGCCGCUGGUAAUUUAGAUGCAUUUUAUAUCGAGGACAUGUAUCCUUGGGAUUGCGCUGCUGGCUCUUUGCUUGUCAAAGAGGCUGGCGGUGUUGUUACCAAUCCUUUGGGUAAACCUUUUGAUGUCAUGAAACCGGAUCUGAUUUGUGCUGGCACCGAAAAAUUGCGACUGGAGAUUGAAAAUCUACUUCGACGUGGUGACCAGGAGCAGUCGGUGGGGGGCGAGGAUGUUCAAAGUAAAUUAAUAUAAGCUUGACCGCCAAACUGCAUCCAAGUCAAAUCGGCAAUAGAAAAAAUUUUAGAAACCCAACGGUUUUGCAAUCGCUUAUCUACUAGGUAAAUUUCAGCAAUAUAUAUAGUUGCUUUUUUUGUUUAUUUAUACAAGCCUCAAAUUAAUUAAUUAGUCUUUAGAUUAUGGCAGAUCGAGACAGGGAUAGAGAGAGAGAGGGAUUGGAAUAAUAAACAAAUUUAGCUACAUGGACA